Molecule: messenger RNA, 1829 nt
Organism: Ananas comosus (pineapple)
Lineage: Eukaryota; Viridiplantae; Streptophyta; Magnoliopsida; Poales; Bromeliaceae
Product: probable serine/threonine-protein kinase At1g09600
Exons: 8
Coding region: 102-1829 (575 amino acids)
Biological process (GO): protein phosphorylation; positive regulation of transcription elongation by RNA polymerase II
Cellular component (GO): cyclin-dependent protein kinase holoenzyme complex; nucleus
Molecular function (GO): ATP binding; RNA polymerase II CTD heptapeptide repeat kinase activity; cyclin-dependent protein serine/threonine kinase activity
Source: RefSeq, a predicted model, not a curated record
GGCAUCAGAGAAGGGCUACUGUGGAUGUUGGUGCAAAUAGGAAUGGUUCCAGAAGAAUUGAAGAUCGUGGCGAUGUCAAUGAAGCAGAGGCUCAUUUGGGGAUGAAUGGGGUGCCGAAUGGCUUCUCCGGGGAGCAUGUCAUCGCCGGAUGGCCUUCGUGGCUCACUUCGGUGGCAGGGGAGGCUGUGAAAGGGUGGUUGCCGCGCAGAGCGGAUUCGUUCGAGAAAUUGGACAAGAUUGGACAAGGAACAUACAGUAAUGUGUACAAAGCCCGGGACCUCGAAACGGGAAAGAUCGUCGCGCUGAAGAGAGUACGAUUCAUAAAUAUGGAUCCCGAAAGCGUCCGCUUCAUGGCUAGGGAGAUCCACAUUCUGCGCAGGCUCGAUCAUCCGAAUGUGAUAAAGCUCGAGGGCAUCAUCACGUCGCGCAUGUCAUCGAGCUUGUAUCUCGUUUUCGAGUACAUGGAGCACGAUCUCGCUGGACUCGCUGCAACUCCAGGUCUCAAGUUCACCGAACCACAGGUGAAGUGCUACAUGCAACAGCUACUUCGCGGCCUCGAACACUGCCACAGCCGUGGAGUUUUGCAUCGCGACAUCAAGGGCUCGAAUCUUCUGAUCGACAACAACGGAAAUCUUAGAAUAGGAGACUUUGGUUUAGCGACAGUUUUCAAUCCCAAUCAGGAACAGCCAUUGACGAGUCGUGUCGUUACUUUGUGGUAUCGACCUCCCGAGCUUCUGCUCGGAGCUACGGAAUAUGGUGUUGCGGUCGAUUUGUGGAGUACCGGUUGCAUACUCGCAGAAUUGCUCGCUGGAAAGCCGAUCAUGCCGGGUAGAACCGAGGUGGAGCAACUGCACAAGAUCUUCAAGCUCUGCGGGUCGCCGUCGGACGAGUACUGGAAGAAAUCGAAGUUGCCACACGCCACCAUCUUCAAGCCUCAGCACCAGUACAGGCGGUGCGUCGCCGAGACGUUCAAGGAUUUCCCGCCUUCAGCUUUAACUCUCCUCGAUACCUUGCUCGCGAUAGAAUCAGAUGCUCGGGGCACAGCGGCAUCCGCUCUUCAGAGCGAGUUUUUCAGCACAAAGCCGCUGCCUUGCGAUCCUUCGAGUUUGCCCAAGUAUCCGCCGAGCAAGGAGUAUGACGCUAAACUCCGGGAUGAGGAAGCUCGGAGGCAAAGAGCUGCGGCGCUCAACGGCCGUGGAUCUGAAUCUGUACGGCCUGGGAGAAAUGAAUCCAAAGGAGGGGCAGCAGAAAAUGCCAACUUAGAAAUGCAGAAACGGCAAGCACAAGCAAAUCCAAAAAGCACCAGCGAGAAGUAUAAUCCCCAAGAAGAUGGUGGGGCGGGAUUCCCUAUCGAACCUUCAGGACUACAAACAGGAAUGCACGCACCUGGGAUUGGAUCCACAUGGUAUGAUAACAAGGGGAAUCACGGCGAUCAUCGGACGGUUCCUGGACGCACAUACAGUUCAGUACGGGUAUCGAACGGCCCUCAGUUACAAUCGCAGCGAUCGUACGUGCAUCAACCAGGGGGUACCGACUUCAUAAUGCCGGCUAGAACGACUGCAAAUUCAAGAUACAAUCGGCUCGACGUCGCCGAGCCCUGUGAGAAGCAGGUGCUCGACAGGCCAGCCUCUUCUCACAAGAAAGAUUUAGGAAUCAAGGAUACAUCACUGAGUUACGGAGCUAAGAACAAAAGGAUCCACUAUUCGGGACCGUUAAUGCCUCCAGGUGGAAAUGUAGAAGACAUGCUCAAAGAGCAUGAGAGACAGAUACAACAAGCAGUACGCAAAGCGCGCCUCGACAAGGAAAAGACAAACAAGAAUUUCUACUAA